CUCACGGACUUUGUUGCAACCCUUUCUGAACGCUUCGGUCAGCAUUACGGAGCGAUGAGUGAGGUGCAGAAGAAGCUGCAGGAUCUUUCCGACGACUACCAGAAGCUGCAAGGAGAGCUUUCCACCGCGGUGGAAGCACGCCAGAAGCUAGAAUCGCAGCAGCAGGAGAACACUACCGUGAAGAAGGAAUUCGACCUCCUCGCCGACGAUGCGAACAUCUACAAGCAGAUCGGCCCGGUGCUCCUGAAGCAGGAUAAGACGGAGGCUGUCAUGGCGGUAAACGCGCGAUUGGAGUACAUCGACAAGGAGAUCAAGCGGAUCGAGUCGCAGAUUAAGGACGUUCAGGACAAGAGUGAGAAGAUCAAGAUGGACAUCAUACAAAUGCAGACAGCGGCACAGCAGCAACAAGAAGCGGCAGCGGCCUGAGGGGAUCUGGAGUCGUGCUCACAAAAAAUGAUACCCUGUUGAAUUCGCUUUCCUACAUCUACAUACCGGUGUAUACCAUUGUUCCAUUUCA
Molecule: messenger RNA, 517 nt
Organism: Trematosphaeria pertusa
Lineage: Eukaryota; Fungi; Ascomycota; Dothideomycetes; Pleosporales; Trematosphaeriaceae
Product: Prefoldin beta-like protein
Exons: 5
Coding region: 55-426 (123 amino acids)
Biological process (GO): chaperone-mediated protein complex assembly; protein folding
Cellular component (GO): cytoplasm; prefoldin complex
Molecular function (GO): protein-folding chaperone binding
Source: RefSeq, a predicted model, not a curated record